CGCCAUAUCCGAUCAAAUCCACUCCGUUGAGAGAGAAAAUCUAAGAGGAAGGAACUUGUAGCCGGAUAUUUAGCAAUGGCGACAUCGUCGGCAAGGGUAGAUCUGGACGGAAACACUAUAAAGCCGUUCACGAUAUGCAUGAUUGGUGCCGGAGGAUUCAUUGGAUCGCAUUUGUGCGAGAAAUUGAUGUCCGAAACGCCGCAUACAGUGCUGGCGGUGGAUGUUUACAAUGACAAGAUCAAGCACCUCCUUGAACCGGACUCUCUUCCUUGGGCUGGUCGCAUCCAGUUCCACCGACUUAACAUUAAGAACGAUUCUCGCCUCGAAGGUCUUAUCAAGUGCUCCGAUCUGACGGUAAAUCUAGCCGCGAUCUGCACACCGGCGGAUUACAAUACGCGUCCUCUUGACACGAUUUACAGCAAUUUCAUUGAUGCUCUUCCUGUGGUCAAGUACUGUUCAGAGAAUAACAAGCGGCUCAUUCACUUUUCAACUUGUGAAGUAUAUGGGAAAACCAUUGGCAGCUAUCUUCCCAAAGAUAGCCCUUUGCGACAGGAUCCUGCUUAUUAUAUUCUUAAAGAAGAUACAUCUCCUUGCAUUUUUGGCUCAAUUGAGAAGCAGAGGUGGUCUUAUGCAUGUGCAAAACAGUUGAUUGAGAGGCUGAUCUAUGCUGAGGGUGCGGAGAAUGGUCUUGAGUUCACCAUAGUAAGGCCUUUCAACUGGAUUGGCCCUAGGAUGGAUUUUAUUCCCGGGAUCGAUGGUCCUAGCGAGGGUGUUCCAAGAGUUCUUGCAUGCUUUAGUAACAAUCUCCUCAGGCGUGAGCCUCUGAAGCUUGUGGAUGGCGGUGAAUCGCAGAGAACCUUUGUUUAUAUUAAGGAUGCUAUUGAAGCUGUUCUUUUGAUGAUAGAAAACCCUGGUAGAGCUAAUGGUCAUAUCUUCAAUGUUGGUAACCCGAACAAUGAAGUUACAGUCAGACAACUUGCUGAGAUGAUGACCAAGGUAUAUGCAAAAGUAAGCGGAGAAGAUUCAAUAGAGAGCCCAACCAUUGAUGUAAGUUCGAAAGAAUUUUAUGGUGAAGGUUACGAUGACAGUGACAAGAGAAUUCCGGACAUGACCAUAAUAAACAAACAAUUAGGUUGGGAUCCGAAGACAUCGUUAUGGGACUUGCUGGAAUCGACCCUUACGUACCAACACAGGACAUACGCAGAAGCAGUGAAGCAAUCAAUUGCAAAAGCAGUAGCCAAUUGAAAAAGGAAAGAAAGGAAGGGGGUGGUUGUUUUUGUUUUCUUUCAAUGUCCAAAAAUAGAGUUGUUCUGAAUGGUUUGGUAAUGGGAAACUUUGGGACCUCUAAAAUGUGUAGCAAGUUGUAGCAGUAAGGGGGAACUGUGGCUGUAUAAUUCUGUAUAACACCAAAAGAAUUGGGUACUUUUUCCUGGCAAUGUGCUAAGGAGGAGAUGUUGGUUUUGGUUUUCGUAUUUAUUCUUUUGUUGGGUCUCAUGGUAUGGACCAGACCUUGUGUUAUAAUUUAUUUUUUUAUUGUUUGUUUUGUUACAGCUGGGAAUGGGAUGUAUGUGUUUUCUCAUAUAUUAUUACCUUCUCAAGGGAUGGGCUUGAUAUGAUAUCAAAGUUCUUUUUCCUGC
This is a messenger RNA of Cynara cardunculus var. scolymus (artichoke), 1637 nucleotides long. RefSeq names its product UDP-D-apiose/UDP-D-xylose synthase 2-like. Gene Ontology annotation, molecular function: carboxy-lyase activity. The transcript has 9 exons. Bases 76 to 1245 code for a protein of 389 amino acids. The record is from RefSeq and is a predicted model, not a curated record. Lineage: Eukaryota; Viridiplantae; Streptophyta; Magnoliopsida; Asterales; Asteraceae.